Cuscuta campestris is the source of this 2605-nucleotide messenger RNA. The record is from the annotation of a GenBank genome assembly. Lineage: Eukaryota; Viridiplantae; Streptophyta; Magnoliopsida; Solanales; Convolvulaceae.
ACUGGGGAAGGAGGGUAGAGGCCCGUUCAAAAGGUUACCCGGAGGCUGGGGUUGGAUACGAAGGAGAAGGCUUCGCCGGUGCAGAAGAUCAAAGAUGGUGGCGAAGAAGAGCGGAGGAAACAGGGGAGGGUCGGAAGAUGCAGAGGAUGAUCUGACACGUGCCCCUCUUCAAGCCGUCCUAUUGGCCGAUAGCUUCGCCACUAAGUUCCGCCCCAUCACUCUUGAGCGCCCCAAGGUGCUGCUUCCUCUUGUCAAUGUCCCUAUGAUUGAUUACACCCUAGCAUGGCUUGAAUCUGCUGGGGUUGAAGAAGUAUUUGUCUUCUGUUGUGCGCACUCCAAACAAGUGAUCAAUUACUUGAAGGAGUCCAAGUGGUUAAACCAACCAAAUUUCUAUGUCAUGACAAUAGAAUCUCACAAUGCUGUUAGUGCUGGGGAUGCUUUGCGUAUGAUCUAUGACCGUCAUGUGAUUCGUGGUGAUUUCGUUUUGGUUAGUGGAGAUACGGUUAGCAACAUGCCUCUGAAUGAAGCAGUAAAAGAGCAUAAAGAACGUAAGAAGAAGGAUAGCAAUGCUAUAAUGACCAUGGUCAUCCAGCGAUCAAAACCUUCUCCUGUAACUCGACAGUCUCGUCUUGGAACAGAUGAGCUGUUUAUGGCUAUUGAACCUGGUACCAAGCAGCUUCUCUACUAUGAAGAUAAGGCUGAAAACCGGAAGGGCUCUAUAUGUCUCGAUAAAGCCUUUCUUGCUGAUAAUCUGACAAUCACUGUUCACAAUGACAAACAGGAUUGCUACAUUGACAUUUGCUCUCCAGAAGUCUUGAGUCUUUUCAACGACAACUUUGACUAUCAACAUCUCCGUCGACACUUUGUGAAGGGGCUGCUAGUUGAUGAUAUUAUGGGUUACAAGAUUUACACUUAUGAAAUUCAUUCAAGUUAUGCGGCCAGGAUUGAGAAUUACCGAAGCUAUGACACAAUUAGCAAAGAUAUUAUUCAGAGAUGGACCUAUCCAUUGGUGCCUGAUGUCCCUUUCUUUGGAAAUUCUGCUUCUAAACUUGAAAGGCGUGGAAUGUAUCGAGCAUCAGAUAUUGUACAGUCACGUUCUGCACAAAUUGGCCCUUUUACCGUUAUUGGGAAGGGCACUACUAUUGGAAACAACAGUGUAAUUUCAAAUUCAGUUGUUGGAGAGGGUUGUAAGAUUGGAUCAAAUGUUUCAAUAGAUGGUUGCUACAUAUGGCAAAAUGUCACAGUAGAAGAUGAGUGUCAACUGAAGCACGCAAUAGUAUGUGAUGGUGUAGUAUUGAGGUCUGGAGCAGUUUUGAAACCUGGUGCUAUAUUUUCCUUCAAGGUUGUCAUUGGUCAACGUUUUGUUGUUCCUUCUUACUCAAAGGUGUCUUUACUCCAGCAACCAAUUAUAGAAGAUAGUGAUGAGGAACUCGAAUAUGCUGAUAGUAGCAGUAGCAUAAAGGAAAACCAAUCGUUAUCUGAUACAGCAGAAAAAUCAAUUGAAGAUUUUAGGACGGACUUGUCCGAGUCUCAGCUUUUGAUUGCAUCUGAGGUUGGGGAUGGCGGGGUUGGUUUCAUUUGGUCAGUGAGUGAAGGAGGUCAUGAUGAAGAAUGGAGGCAUUCCAUUGCACCGAUUCCUGCAGAAAGACUCGCUGAGAUAAUAGAAAGAAUAAGUGAAGAACUUGAUGUGUCCAAUCCAGAUGGAAGUUUGCUUCCACCUUCUGGAGAACUAGAACCAGGCUCUAACACCAAUGAUGAUGACGGUGUUAAUGAUAAUGAUGAUGAUGACGAUGACGAUGAUGUUAAAGAUAUUGGGGCUACCUAUGCCCUCUUUGAGCAAGAGGUUGAAGCAACUUUUCUCAGGGUUGUGCAUGAGAAUAUCAAUGAAGAUAACGUUAUCUUAGAAGUCAAUUCACUUAGGUUAUCAUACAAUUUGGAUUCUGAAAAUUGUGCUAGUGCACUGUUCUAUUCGAUGAUGAAGUUGGCAUUGGACAAACCACAUAGUUCAACUAGCGAGUUAUACAAGAAUGCUGCGAGUGUGAUCACGAAAUGGAAAAAGCUUCUCAAGUAUUACCUGCCUAGUAUAGAUGUAGAGAUUGAAGUUAUAAUGAAAUUCGAAGAAAUGUGCUUGGAAUCGGCGAAGGAGUAUUCUACAAUAUUUGAUGCGAUUCUGCGUCUUCUAUAUGACAAAGAAGUCAUACAAGAGGCGGCUAUUUUGAAAUGGGCUUCUGAAUUAGAAGGUGGCGAUGAAUCAGACAAAGUAUUCGUCAAGCAAUCUGAGAAAUUCAUCCAGUGGCUGAAGGAAGCUUCGGAAGAAGAAGACGAUGACGAGGAUGAAGACGAGUAGAAUUUGCUAAGGUAAUGGCUUGUGCUUUCUCUUUGUACAUGAAAAGAAAGAGUGUCUACUUGAUUCACUAUACUAUCAGUGAGAAUAGAUUUACUCUAGCUCAUCGAUCAAAAGAACACAUUUACACACCUCAAGGCAUUGUUUGGUGUAUUGUCUCUCAUAUCUUUGUAUUUCAUAUUAGAGAUCAUACAAUUUGGUUCUCACGUUGUAGCAUUAUGUUUCUUGGGAUUUUAAAUGAUGGUCAUUUUGGUAUAAUUC